Ctenopharyngodon idella (grass carp) is the source of this 2104-nucleotide messenger RNA. RefSeq names its product inositol monophosphatase 2 (gene impa2). The record is from RefSeq and is a predicted model, not a curated record. Gene Ontology annotation, molecular function: inositol monophosphate 1-phosphatase activity. The transcript is spliced from 8 exons. Bases 259 to 1104 code for a protein of 281 amino acids. Lineage: Eukaryota; Metazoa; Chordata; Actinopteri; Cypriniformes; Xenocyprididae. Gene Ontology annotation, biological process: inositol metabolic process; signal transduction; phosphatidylinositol phosphate biosynthetic process.
AGCGCGAAUGUCUCAGUAUCGACGCGAGCAGCUCAUACUGCCACAUGAACGCGCCAGUGAUCGCGGCGCGGGUGUUCGCGGGUCCCUCUGUAAUGGAUUUGACUGAUUAGAGGUCAUUUAUGUGUCGUGUAGGCCGCGGCCGUGUGCUUCGCGCCCCGUGAACACGGAACCGGACGUCAGGGACCGGGGGAGAGACAAUGAGAUGCGCUGAACCGCUAUCGGCCCAUCAGACUGAUCGCCGUGACGCGUCUCUUCGCAAUGGAGGACUGGAGCGAGUGUUUGGAUGUGGCCGUGCAGAUCGCGCGCAGAGCCGGACAGGUGGUGGCGUGUGCGGCGCAGCAGGAGAAGCGUGUGAGCAGUAAGAGCACUCCCACAGAUCUGGUGACGGAGACGGAUCAUCAGGUGGAGGAGCUCAUCAUCUCCACGCUCCGACACAGAUUCCCGUCACACAGGUUUAUCGGAGAGGAAUCAUCAGCCGCGGGUGUGAAGUGUGAACUGACCGACAGCCCCACCUGGAUCAUCGACCCCAUCGACGGCACCUGUAACUUUGUGCACAGUUUCCCCAUGGUGGCAGUCAGCAUCGGGUUUGCAGUGAGGAAGGAGCUGGAGUUGGGCGUGAUCUACCACUGCUCCGACGGGACGCUGUACACCGCCAGGAGAGGACACGGAGCCUUCUGCAACGGAGCUCGGCUGCAGGUCUCCAGACAGAAAGAUGUGUCCAAGGCCCUCAUUCUCACAGAGAUCGGGGCCAAGAGAGAUCCUGCAACACUGGACAUCUUCCUGGGAAAUAUGAGGAAGAUGUUGAGCGCACCGACUCACGGGGUGAGGAUCAUUGGCAGCUCAACUCUAGCACUGUGUCACAUCGCCAGCGGGGCGGCAGAGGCGUAUUAUCAGUACGGCCUGCACUGCUGGGACAUCGCCGCGGCCGCGGUCAUCAUCAGAGAGGCGGGAGGAUGCGUCAUCGACACCAGCGGGGGCGCUCUCGACCUCAUGUCCAGACGUGUCGUGGCCGCUGGGACCCGUGAGAUCGCAGACUACAUCGUAAAGCAGCUGCAGCCCAUAAACUACGGCCGUGACGACAGUGACCCAGACGGCCUGGCCUGAGCGCCGCCGUGACCUCUGACCCCAUCCUAAGCCUUUUACCUCAGAACACACAAUCCUGCCACGUUACAUCUGCAGUGUCCUUUUAAUGCUAUAUUCACAAUUUUAAACAUCCUAAAGUCGGCACACGUUCUGGAAAAACACUGUCAUCACUGGAACCACAACAUUUACACUCUCUCAUCCGUGGAAAUAAUCUUAAACACUGGAUUUACAACAAGUUUGCCUUGAAAUUGCAAGGAUGAUGAUGAUGAUGAUGAUGAUGCCAAAUUCUGCUGAUUUUCCUUUCAAAAAUAAGUUUGAUUUUAGAUUACAAAACACAAUGCUUUUGAUCAGAGGAAAGCAGCUGGUUAUGAACGCGUGUGAUCAGAGAGUUUAAUCAUAACACUAUAUUACCGUAGUGAAAUCAGAUCAUUACUCAGGAAUCAUUUUCUCUGCAAACAUGGAAGAAAGUAUGAGCGUUCACUAGGUUUCUAUAUACAAACACUGCUAAAAAUAUCAUUUCUUAAUCAGUAUUUUUAUCUUGCUUUCUUUAAAACUAAGAUAUUAGGCCUUGUUUUAAGAAUAAAUGUGAAUAUGAAUGAUUUUUAUUCAAAAUAUGAAUAAAAAUCAUAUUUUCUUAUUGAACAUUUAUCUUGUUUUAAGCAUUUUUAGAUAUUUUCUUUACUGGAAAACAUGACAAGAAUGAUGUUUUUGGGCAGUUCAGAAAUACAGAGAUCUGGUUGGUUGUUCAUACGCAGUUCGAUCAUGUGACACAGCUGAUAUCAUUAUUUCUCAAUGAAGACAUUAACAAACACACAAAACAGAUCUUGUGACUUUAUGAACACUGCAGUUUUAACCUGUAUUCUUGUGUUUUUCUAAUGCGGAUGAUCUGUAGAUUUAACAGCUGUAUGAACACAUGGAGGUUUGAGUUUUUAUAGUUUCUCCUGCCGUGUUGAUCACUUUAAUCCCUGUGUGAGUCAGGGAAACAUUCCUCUGGUAUGACUAAUUAAAGCGUACACUCGAA